AAUUGGAUGUCGAUUUUGGUUAUGCCGCUAACGCGAUGUGGCCAAUCCUCCCGUGCGCCUACGGCAUGUUGGUGGAGAAGUCAUGGUACAAGUACUAUACGGCGGACAUGUACAACUACACUCUACUCAACAGAACCACCAUGGGCGUCCCACUCGCGCUUGAUUUCGCCGCCGGUGAGGCUGCGUGUCCGGCAAAAGGACAGCCGCCGCCUCCGGACUAUGCCUGCGUCAGCGGCAACAGUUCUUGUGCCAACGCAACCUUUACUCCUGGAUAUAUCUGCAAGUGCUGGGACCAUUACGCUGGCAACCCUUACGUCCCUGACGGCUGCCAAGACAUUGAUGAAUGCAAGCGACCCCAAGUGUAUCCCUGCUCAAGUGGCGCAGUCUGUAGAAACAGGCUGGGAGGCUACGACUGUCCAUGCAAAUUCGGAUUGAAAGGAGAUGGCAAAGCAGGAACCUGCACACAUAUAUUCAGUCCAGCAGCAAAGGCGACCGUAGGCCUUGCUGCCUUAGUUGUUGUAAUUGUCCUCAUGGUUCUGGCACAUCAACUCCUCAAACUCAGAAAAUUCUAUAAACAAAAUGGUGGUCCAAUACUAGAAGGUGUCAAGAAUAUAAGGAUCUAUACAAGCAAACAACUUAAGAAGAUGACAAAUAACUACAAGGUUGUUAUUGGAGAGGGCCAUUUUGGUAAGGUUUAUAUGGGGACUCUAAAAGACACACAACAUGUGGCUAUAAAGAAGACCAUCAAAGUUAAUGAAGCUAGCAAAAAGGACUUCAUUGCUGAGAUUAUAAUCCAAUCUGGAAUGAGGCACAAGAACAUUGCCAGGCUCUUAGGUUGUUGCUUAGAGAUGGAUGUUCCAAUGCUGAUGUAUGAGUAUGUAGUGAAAGGGAGUCUGUAUGAUGUUCUGUUCAAAAGCAAAGACAACAUUCCAGUGGAUACACGCCUCAGGAUUGCCAUUGGUUCCGCCGAAGGCUUGGCAUACAUGCAUUCAGCAGUGGAGAGUACCAUUCGUCACGGUGAUGUUAAAUCUGCUAAUAUACUUCUUGAUGCAAGCUUCACCCCAAAAAUUUCAGACUUUGGGACCUCAAAGCUGCUUGCAAGAGGAAAUUCCAUGCAGACUGAAUGGGUCACUGGAGACAAGGCUUACAUAGAUCCAACAUACAUGGUCCAUGGGAUAGUUACACAGAAGAGUGAUGUAUACAGCUUUGGAAUUGUUCUCAUAGAGAUUAUCACAAGGAGGGUUGCAAUAUAUGAUGACAAUAUGAGUUAUGCAAAAAACUUUGUUCUAGCUUGUCAAGAUCAAAGAGUAAGGAACUUUGUUGAUAAUGAUAUUACAAGCGAAAAUGAUAUGGAGAUCCUGGAAAUGGUUAGCAAAGUCGCUCUGGAGUGUCUUAAACUUAAUCCUGAGGAACGCCUAGAUAUGACGCAAGUAGAAAGUCGUCUCCGUAAUAUUGGGCAAUCUGAAUAACAUGGACAGGAGAGGAUUUAUAAGGGAAAUCUUGGUCCUC
This is a messenger RNA of Triticum dicoccoides, 1509 nucleotides long. Its product is annotated as wall-associated receptor kinase 3-like. Lineage: Eukaryota; Viridiplantae; Streptophyta; Magnoliopsida; Poales; Poaceae. The record is from RefSeq and is a predicted model, not a curated record. The transcript has 3 exons. The coding region runs from base 36 to 1469 and encodes 477 amino acids. Gene Ontology annotation, cellular component: plasma membrane. Gene Ontology annotation, biological process: cell surface receptor signaling pathway; protein phosphorylation. Gene Ontology annotation, molecular function: calcium ion binding; ATP binding; protein serine/threonine kinase activity.